Molecule: messenger RNA, 882 nt
Organism: Echinops telfairi (small Madagascar hedgehog)
Lineage: Eukaryota; Metazoa; Chordata; Mammalia; Afrosoricida; Tenrecidae
Gene: BUD31
Product: BUD31 homolog
Exons: 6
Coding region: 280-714 (144 amino acids)
Biological process (GO): mRNA splicing, via spliceosome
Cellular component (GO): nucleus; spliceosomal complex
Source: RefSeq, a predicted model, not a curated record
GGGGAGGGGUUCCGCGAGGACCUCACCUGAAAAGGCCCGUGAGAAGUCAGUGGAGUAGUGUAGUCGUCAGUAGUCUGUCAUUAGUGGAGAAGUCGGUAGAGUGGCGGCGGUCGAAGGAAACGGAGUUUGGGAUGAGGAAACUGAGGACCAGAGAGGGAAAGUAACCUUCUGAGUCACCCAGUGAGCUGGACUAGAACCCAAGCUUUUAACAGAGAAUCCAGAGGUCUGCCAAUCACGCCCUUGGCCAGCAGUUUCUAAGCCCCAGAUAUUUGAAUAAAAAUGCCUAAAGUCAAAAGAAGCCGGAAAGCUCCUCCAGAUGGCUGGGAGUUGAUUGAACCAACACUGGAUGAAUUGGAUCAAAAGAUGAGGGAAGCGGAAACAGAGCCCCACGAGGGAAAGAGAAAAGUGGAGUCCCUGUGGCCCAUCUUCAGGAUCCACCACCAGAAAACCCGCUACAUCUUUGACCUCUUUUAUAAGAGGAAAGCCAUAAGCAGAGAGCUCUACGAGUACUGCAUCAAAGAGGGCUACGCCGAUAAAAACCUGAUCGCAAAAUGGAAGAAGCAGGGCUAUGAGAACCUGUGCUGCCUGCGCUGCAUCCAGACCCGAGACACCAACUUUGGGACCAACUGUAUCUGCCGGGUCCCCAAAAGCAAACUUGAAGUGGGCCGGAUCAUCGAGUGCACUCAUUGCGGCUGCCGGGGCUGCUCUGGCUGAUCCCUCCAAUCAGACUCCUUUCCAUCCUGGACUUUGGAUUUUAUUGGCCUCCAUCAUGCCCCUUUCCUGGGAGCGUCUCCACCCAGAUCCACUGAAGCAGGGGCUCCAGGGGCAGGGCCUCGUGUGCAUCUUCUGUGAUUUGUAAUCAUAAAAAACCUUCCAGCUCCA